Teleopsis dalmanni is the source of this 2033-nucleotide messenger RNA. Its product is annotated as transcription initiation factor TFIID subunit 11-like. Gene Ontology annotation, molecular function: protein heterodimerization activity. Gene Ontology annotation, cellular component: nucleus. Lineage: Eukaryota; Metazoa; Arthropoda; Insecta; Diptera; Diopsidae. Gene Ontology annotation, biological process: transcription initiation at RNA polymerase II promoter. The record is from RefSeq and is a predicted model, not a curated record. The transcript has 11 exons. Bases 83 to 1966 code for a protein of 627 amino acids.
UACGGAAAACGAAUUGUAGUACGAUAUUGUAAUAUAAAUAAUAAAGAACAAAUAAUAAUAAGCUUAAGAAAACAGAACUCCUAUGCCUAAAUUCAAAAAACGAGGUGCUAAACAAUGUGUGAGCAGCUUGGAUAUCCAACCAUGUUGCUCGAAUUCUGUUGUCAAAAGUUCCACACAAGUGAAAGAGAAGGCUGGGGAAGACAAUAGUGCAGACAAGCAACUUUUGAAAGAAUCGGAAGGAAAGGAAAAGAAAAAAAUUGGUCUCAAAAGGAAAAGAAUAGGUAAAACAAAAAGUGCUGGCAGCUUGGAUAUCCAACCAUUCUGCUCGAACUCUGUUGUCGAAAGUUCCACACAAUUUAAAGAGAAGGGUGAGGAAGAUAAUGAUGAAGCCAAGCAACUUUUGAAAGAAUCGGAAGAAAAUGAAAACAAAACAUUUGGGAAAAGAAUAGGUAAUACAAAAAGUGCUGGCGGCUUGGAUAUCCAACCAUGUUGCUCGAACUCUGUUGUCAACAGUUGCACGCAAUUAAAAGAGAAGGCUGAAGAAGACAAUGGUGAAGACAAGCAAAUUUUGAAAGAAUCGGAAGGAAAAGAAAAGAAAACAUUUGGUCUCAAAAGGAAAAGUAUAGGUAAUACAGAAAGAGCUAGCGGCUUGGAUAUCGAACCAUUCUGCUCGAACUCUGUUGUCAAAAGUUGCACGCAAUUAAAAGAGAAGGCUGGGGAAGACAAUGGUGAAGACAAGCAACUUUUGAAAGAAUCGGAGGAAAAGGAAAAGAAGAAAAUUGGGCUCAAAAGGAAAAGAAUAGGUAAUACAAACAGUGCUGGCGGCUUGAAUAUCAGACCAUGCUACUCGAGAUCUGUUGUCGAAAGUUCCACACAAUUCAACGAAAAGGCUGGGGAAGACAAUGCUGAAGACAAGCAAUUUUUGAAAGAAUCGGACGAAAAGGAAAAAAAAACAUUUGGUCUCAAAAGGAAGAGUAUAGGUAAUACAAAAAGUGCUGGCGGCUUGAAUACCCAACCAUUCUGCACGAACUCUGUUGUCAAAAGUUCCACACAAUUGAAAGGAAAGGCUGAGGAAAACAAUGGUGAAGACAAGCAACUUUUGAAAGAAUCGGAAGGAAAGGAAAAGAUAACAUUUGGGCUCAAAAGGAAAAGAAUAGGUAAUACAAAAAGUGCUGGCGGUUUGGAUAUCCAACCAUGUUGCUCGAACUCUGUUGUCGAAGGUUCUACACAAUUCAAGGGGAAGGCUGAGGAAGACAAUGGUGAAGACAAGCAAAUUUUGAAAGAAUCGGAAGGAAAAGAAAAGAAAACAUUUGGUCUCAAAAGGAAAAGUAUAGGUAAUACUGAAAGAGCUAGCGGCUUGGAUAUCGAACCAUUCUGCUCGAACUCUGUUGUCAAAAGUUGCACGCAAUUAAAAGAGAAGGCUGAGGAAGAUAAUGGUGAAGACAAGCAACUUUUGAAAGAAUCGGAGGAAAUGGAAAAGAAAACAUUUGGGCACAAAAGGAAAAGAAUAGGUAAUACGAAAAGUUCUGGCAACUUGGAUAUGCAACCAUGUUGUUCGAGCUCUGUUGUCAAAAGAUCCACGCAAGUGAAAAAGAAAGUUGAGGAAGACAAUGGCGAAUAUAAUAAACUUUUGGAAAAAUCCAUAAUUGAGAACGAAAAAUUUACUUAUUUAUUAUCUAAAUUAUCAGAUGAGCAGUUGAGUAAUUUAGAAACCUAUAGGACUUGUAGUUUUGCAAAAAAUAAUAUAAGGAAAGUCAUGCAAGAAGAAUUUGUCAAAAGAAUAACAGAGAGGGCAGUUGCUGGCGCAUCUACUGUUUCAAAGUUAUUUGUGGCCCAAAUAAUCGAUAAAGCAUUAGCUAUUGAUGGAACUAAAUGCGUUACACAAAAGAAAAUCACUGAAGCUGUGGAAAUUCAAAGUAAGAAGGAUAUUCUCUUAAUUUCAGAAAAAUCAUCUGCAGCAGAAUAAAACUAUGUAGUUUUAUAUGUUGUUGAUUAUUAUAUGAUAAUAUUUCAGUGAUAAGCAUAUCAUAACU